This is a messenger RNA of Cydia pomonella (codling moth), 1770 nucleotides long. RefSeq lists its product as uncharacterized. The transcript has a single exon. Bases 893 to 1663 code for a protein of 256 amino acids. Lineage: Eukaryota; Metazoa; Arthropoda; Insecta; Lepidoptera; Tortricidae. The record is from RefSeq and is a predicted model, not a curated record.
AUGCAGUGGAAAUGAGAGCGUUGAGAAGUGUGUGUGGUGUAAAAUUACAAGAUAGAAUUAGGAACAGUGUGAUAAGUGAAAAGUGUGGACUGAACGAAGAUGUAGUGACAAAAAUUGAGAACGGUAUGUUGAGAUGGUUUGGACACGUGGAAAGAAGGUUAACAAAGAGAGUGUAUAAGGGAGAAGUAGAAGAGGGAGCUGGAAGGGGUAGACCUCGUCGGACUUUCUCUGAUCAAAUCGGGGAAAUCCUGAAAGGCCAGGCCGAGAGCCACCCUAAACCGACGAGCGUGUAUGAGGAAUGUCAUGAAAGUGAAGGAAGCGAAAGAGGUAUGUCAGGAUCGUAGCAAGUGGAAAUCCGUGGUCUCUGCCUACCCCUUCGGGAAAUAGGCGUGAUUAUAUGUAUGUAUGUAUGUAUGUAUGUAUGUUUUUGAUAAUUAUAACAAAAGCGCUGGUGGCCUAGCCUUGCUAGGAGUGCAAACCCCGGCUCGUACCAAUGAGUUUUACGGAACUUAUGUACGAAAUGUCAUUUGAUAUUUACCAGUCGUUUUUCGGUGAAAGAAAACAUCGUGAGGAAACCUGACUAAUCUCAACGAGGCCUAGUUUAUCCUCUGGCUUGAAAGGUGAGAUAGCAGUCGCUUUUGUAACGCCAACUCUGGGGAUUAAUUGUCAAGCGGACCCCAGGCUCCCAAGAGCCGUGGCAAAUGCCGGGACAACGCGAGGAAGAAGAAGAUAAUUAUAACUAUUAUAAGAGUUAGGAGAAUAUUUGAUAUGUAUUGACUGUUGACGCUGUACCUGCAUGUUCCAGUAAUAAACCAGUCAUUGGUCCGAACGGUUGUUUUACUAAAUACCUCACUGGCGACGACGCGAGAGUACCCACGCAAUAAAAACAAAUAUGGCGCACUCUUAUCUCGGUUCUUUGCAUAAUUUCGAUUACAAAUCCGGAGAGUGGUCUAUUUUUAAGGGCAAAUUAACUCAAUUUUUUAAAGUAAACGCUAAUAGUAUUACAGCUGAUAACAAAUGUGCAGUGUUAAUAACGCAUCUUUCGGACGAUUCGUAUCGCUUGGCACGUAAUCUCGUGUACCCUCGUGAUUUAGAAGCGCAUACGUAUGACGAACUUAUUGCUGUUCUGGAUAAACAUUUUAAAAUUAAAAAGUGUUCGUUUGCUAAUAAGGCGAAGUUCUACAGUGCGACGAAAAAUCCAGACGAGUCUUUAGGAGAUUGGGCGGCGCGGCUACGCGGGUUGGCAAGUCAUUGCGACCUGGGCAACGCCCUGGAGACGGUGCUGACGGACCGUUUCGUACUCGGUUUGGGUUCCGGCCCCGAGCGCGACAAGCUGUUUGAGCAAGACGCGGCGACCCUUACGUUCGCCAAGGCGUUGGAGGUCGCAGAGCAAGCGGCUAGUGCUAGGCAAGCCCAGGCGAUGGUAGGCGAGACUGGCAGUAUCGGCAACGUGCCGAUAAAGGAGGAGCCGGUUUUCCGUGCGGCAUACGCGGCGAGCCCUGGGCGCGGCGGCGCCCGUGGCCGUGCCAGCCGCGGUGGCGGAGCUGGCGCCGGUCGUGCUACGGACAUCGCAUCGGGUUCCAAAUGGCAUGAACGUGAUGUAGUAAAUAGAUGUAAUAUUUGCGAAGUUGGAGAACCACAGUGCGGAAACGUGUCGUUAUAAAGGUUAUAAGUGCGGCAAGUGUGGUGUUAAGGGACACCUAAAGAAAGUAUGCAAACUAAAAUUUCACAAUAUCCAAGCACAGGAAGGAGAAACGGAAACUUCUUGCG